Messenger RNA from Thyridium curvatum, 1506 nucleotides. RefSeq lists its product as uncharacterized. The transcript is spliced from 4 exons. The coding region runs from base 1 to 1506 and encodes 501 amino acids. Lineage: Eukaryota; Fungi; Ascomycota; Sordariomycetes; Thyridiales; Thyridiaceae. The record is from RefSeq and is a predicted model, not a curated record.
AUGUCAGGCAGGCGGGAUAGUCUCAGUCCUCCUGAAAAGACAGGAACGGUGGAUCCUGGUGCCCAUGAGCUUGAGUCCUCCGAUUCAGAUGACCACUUCUCCGAUGCGCAGUCUGCUCCCUCUAGGGAAUCACAAGCUGCUUCACCCAUACCCAAGCUGCGAGUCGAGAAGAUCAGCGAUGAGCCGUCGUAUGGUGAAGUUCCUGGGACUGAUGCGUACAAGAUGAGAGAGGGCGAUGCCGAGCCGGAUGAGAUAGCUGUCAUACCUGAUGAAUCAGAUAAAGCAUCUGGCGAGAGCAGGUCUCAGUCUGGCACUCCCAGUGGAGGGGUCAUUCCCACGACAGUAGUUGAGGAGACCGCCGAUACGGAGGGAUCUGAGACACACCCGGAGAAGCACCACAGGUCUGAUCCUCCCCCAGACCUGGUGCUGAAGGCAGACGGAAACCUCGAGAUGGGGAAAGACGCUUCUGCUCUCGUAGAAACACCAAUAUCACCCCCAUUAAAAUCCCCGAGUACGGGUCGCACGAGAAGAAGAUCUUCCAUAGUCCCUAAAUCCCCCGGUCUUGCCUCCCCUACUUCUCGUAACGUGGGACUUGCUGCGCCGGGGGACGAAGAGGAAGAUGAGGACUUUGGUGAUGACUUUGACGACUUCGAGGAGGGCGGAGAGGACGAUGACUUUGGUGACUUUGACGACGGCUUCGAGGAACCCGCUUCAGCACCUGCUGCAGCUCCGGCGGCACCGCCUCCAGUGCAGCCGCUAUCAAUUCCCAUACCCGAUUUCGAAGGCUUAGAUGCCGAUGAGAUCCUCUCCGUCACGGAACCCUACCUCAAUGCCCUCUACUCUACCCCAGACGACGACGACUCCAUACCCACACUCCCUCCCUUACCCAGAGACGUGAACCCCGUCUUCCUCACGCCGCGUAGCGCCUCGCUCUGGUCGCAGCUCGUCGCGCCCCCACCCCUCCAGCCGCCGGACUGGAUCCGCUCCCGCAUCCGGCGCCUCUUCCUCGUCAGCCUCGGCGUCCCCGUCGACCUGGACGAGAUCCUGCCAGCCUCGAAGCAAAAGAAGCUCGUCCUCCCGUCCCUCGCCGUCCCCGCCCGCCGCGACUCGCCGCGCACGUCGUCGGACUCGCGCCGCUCGGGCGUCUCGCGCCUCAAGCAGGCCGCCGCCAACAACGGCUCCAGCACGAGCGUCGACUCCCAGGGCAAGCCCAGGGAGCCGUCGUCGUCCGGCGGCAAGGGCGGCAAGCGGCGCGGGCCGCCGCCGGCCCCGGAGCUCGACCUCGUGGCCGGGCGGCAGCUGUGCCAGACGACGGACGAGGCGCUCGACGGCAUGACGGACGCGGAGCUCGGGGCGCACGUCGCGCGGCUCGAGGCCAUGGAGGGCACGGCCAGGGAGGUGCUCGAGUACUGGACCAAGCGGACGGACGAGAAGAUUGGCGACCGCGAGGCGUUUGAGGGCGUCAUUGAGAACCUCGUCAAGCACGCGCGCAAGGUGAGGAAGUGA